Molecule: messenger RNA, 1038 nt
Organism: Penicillium canariense
Lineage: Eukaryota; Fungi; Ascomycota; Eurotiomycetes; Eurotiales; Aspergillaceae
Exons: 3
Coding region: 1-1038 (345 amino acids)
Source: RefSeq, a predicted model, not a curated record
AUGUUAAGCAAAGAUGAGAAUAAAUCUGUCAAGGUGGUCGUGGGGAAAUUGAAGUCAGAGGACGACAGCCAACAGAAUAAGACCUUGGAAAUUCUGGACGCGUUUCACCCUUGCAAGGAAGUGGAAGUUGUCAGCGACAAGUCCGCAGCGGAUGAGACACACAUUCAUCUUGAUGAGCCGCUUCAAGCUUACUCAAAUCGGGGGCAAGAGGUCAAGUUUGAGCUCCAGGAUGGCAGUGAACGAGCAUAUCCUGGGAGAGGCCCAAGUUCGCUGAGAGUCGACGAUAACCUCGAACUCAUAUUUCACCGCACGGUGCGCAUGCCGGAUGAUGAUCGUCUGCACUCUCUUCCGGCUUCGGUCGGGAAAUUUCCUCUCUAUAAUACCGCCGACUAUGUGGAUCGACUACCCGAGAACAUUGCAGCGAAAGGGGGCAUCUUCUUGCCAAUGUGGCAGCGGGAGGCGUUGUGGAUCGAGCUUAGCAGCCCAAGGAGGCCUGCGUACAAUGAUUAUAGCGUACCAACAUAUGCGAUCCGAGUCUACGUGGGCCAAAUCAACGCGGUCUCUGGCAAGAGCAUGACGGAGGAAAGAGGUGCUACGUGGGCGCAAGACUACCUGAUUUUCCCUGGCCAAGCGUGGAUUGACGGCAUCUGCGUGGCUCCGGGGGUCGUGCGCCAGUUUGUAGCCAUGCCAUUGGGCUCUGGAUACACCGUCGAAGGCCAAAAGACCGGCGAGGAAAAGCACGGCGGUCUUCAGAUCGAGGUUAUCCCGGCAUAUCGGAGGGGAUCACACAAGUGGCUCACUAUGACGGAAGAACAAGCCCUGCGAAACCGGGGCUUGUACCUUAAUGAAACCAAGACCCCAAAUGAGCUUGGACUGCAUACUGGCGCCAAGCUUCGAGCCUAUCCGCCAGUGCCCACAUAUCGAAAGCCGGUGGAGGUGGGCGACUUAUUGAAGGAAACAGAUGGUUCAGGAGACGAUGUGGCAUUCCUCGAGGUGAGACCCUACUCCAUAUCUGACACUCCGAACAGCUUAUCAUAA